This is a messenger RNA of Strongylus vulgaris, 885 nucleotides long. Lineage: Eukaryota; Metazoa; Nematoda; Chromadorea; Rhabditida; Strongylidae. The record is from the annotation of a GenBank genome assembly.
AUGGUUUCAUUCAACCGUCUUCACAUUUUACUUGCUAACUUAUGUAUUAUUGUCUUAUUCAUUCUAUACGUGCACACGCAAUUAUCGCCUCACACAAAUUCACGGCGACCUUCUGGAGAAUCGACGGAUUAUGAAUUGCAGCCGAUCGUUAUAUAUAAUCGAGUUCCGAAAACGGGCUCAACAACAUUUACUAAUGCCGUUGCCUAUGAUCUGUAUAAAGUGAAUGACUUCAACGUAAUGAGCCUCACUGAUCAAGGCGAGUUCAUUAGAAACAUAACAUCAUGGACAGAAAGAAAACCUGCUUUCUAUCAUGGGCAUGUUGCUUUCAUCGACUUUACAAGAUUUGGUUAUAAAAAUCCUAUUUAUAUCAACAUUGUUCGCGAACCACUUGAGCGACUACUCUCUCACUACUAUUUUCUCCGAUUUGGCGAUAACUAUCGUGUUGGAUUGAAAAGGAGUAGAGCAGGGAAUAACGAGACAUUUGAUGAUUGUGUAAUGAGAAGUGGUCACGAUUGCGAUAUGAAACAAAUGUGGCUGCAGAUUCCAUAUUUUUGCGGGCAUCAUCAUUUCUGCAACGUUGUUGGUAACAAGCUCGCUUUAGAGCAAGCGAAGAGAAAUUUGAUUAACAGAUAUCUGUUAGUGGGUGUAAGUGAGAAGAUGAGGGAUUUCAUAGCCGUGCUUGAACGUCUACUGCCUCGCUUUUUCAAAGGUGCUUUAACUCAUUUCGAUGGGCUUAGUGAAAAUCGUGCUCAUUUACGAAAUACCAAACAAAAGUUUCCUCCCAAUGAUUAUACAUUAUCGAUGAUAAGAAGGAAUGAAGUAUAUCAAAUGGAAAAAGAGUUCUACGAUUUUGCAAAAGAGGAAUUCACGGCUAUCUUCAAGUGA